Molecule: messenger RNA, 877 nt
Organism: Mandrillus leucophaeus (drill)
Lineage: Eukaryota; Metazoa; Chordata; Mammalia; Primates; Cercopithecidae
Product: AN1-type zinc finger protein 4-like
Exons: 6
Coding region: 254-877 (207 amino acids)
Molecular function (GO): protein binding
Source: RefSeq, a predicted model, not a curated record
AGGUAGUGUCACAAAAGGGGCGGGGCGCGGCGGUCGCGGAGCGUUGUCGGUCAGUGCCUUACGUGGAGUCGCUCGUGGGGUCGCUGGGCCCUGUCGACCUGUGGGCGGGCGAGCGAGCCAGCGGACAAGACUGCAGGUACAAAACUCAAAAAAUGAACAACAAUAUAUAUUACCAGUCUUCAAACCUGAUUUGGCUAGAACUGGAAUAUAGUUGCCUACGACAUAGUUUAGAAGAACUAGAAAAAUCAAAGUAAUGGAUAACAGAAAAGAGCCUCCAUUCUUCAAUGAUGAUAACAUGGGACCAUAUUACUACAGACUUCAUUUCUAUGAUACCAUGGAGCUCUUCAUUGAAACAUUAACUGGAACAUGUUUUGAGCUGAGAGUUUCACCUUUUGAAACUAUUAUUUCUGUGAAAGCAAAAAUUCGAAGAUUGGAAGGUAUUCCCAUCUGUCGACAGCACUUGAUUUGGAAUAACAUGGAACUUAAAAAUGAUUAUUGCUUGAGUGAUUACAACAUUUCAGAAGGGUGUACCUUAAAGCUAGUUUUGGCUAUGCGUGGUGGACCUAUAAAUACUAGAAGAGUUCCUACAGAAGAUCCACUUAGGAAGAUGGCAGAGUACUUGGAUUCCAGUCCAGUUGAGGUCUGGGAGAAGACCUCCUGCAACAAACAAGUUACAUUUUUGUUGUACCGAGAAGGAGAUCAAUUGAAUUUCUUUCCUGCAGUAGAUAGGGGAGAUGGCACUUCAACACCGUUAUCUGACUCUUCAAAGAAAAUAGGUUUUCAUUUGCAUGUCUUAUGGAGAAAAGGAGAACAUCGUAUGAGGAAACCCAAGCUCCUCAGGUUAGUGUAUGAGUCCUUUGACAACCUGUCACCAUAG